AUGGCUCGAUUUGCUGCGCUCCUCGCCCUCGCGGGCACCGCCGGCGCCUACGUCGCGCCCGUCGCGCCCAAGGUUUCGGCGAGUGCCCUGAAGGCUUCGCCGCUCGAUGGACUCGAGGGCGGCCAGGUGCCCCUCGGCAAUUGGGACCCGCUCAAUCUCGCCGACACGACGCAGUUCGGUCCCACGCUCGAGUGGUACCGCGCGGCGGAGCUCAAGCACUGCCGCGUGGCCAUGGCGGCCUUCGUGGGCAUGGUGCUCCAGGCCAACGGCUGGGUCUUCCCCGGCAACAUCGCCCCCGGCGUCACCUUCAAGAGCUGCGUCGGCGCGACGCCGCUCGACACGUGGGACAACGUGCCGCUCUACGGCAAGUACCAGAUCAUCGCCUGGGUGGGCCUCAUGGAGCUCUGCACGGAGAUCCAGAAGCCCCACUACCUCAUGGGCGGCAAGGUCGGCGAGGUCAACUUCGACCCCGUCGCGAAGACCUACUCCCUCUGGGACCCCGUCGGGUCCAUGAAGAAGUGGGACGACGCGACGAAGGCGCGCGGCCGCCUCGUCGAGCUCCAGAACGGCCGCGCCGCCAUGUUCGGCGUCGCCGGCCUCGUCUCCGCCUGGAAGACCGACGGCUCCGUGCCCCUCCUCAACUUCUUCCCGGACUACACGGGCGGCCUCCCCACGGAGCCCUUCGCCGCGAACUGGCACCUCUCGGGCAUCUAG
Messenger RNA from Aureococcus anophagefferens, 714 nucleotides. RefSeq lists its product as hypothetical. The coding region runs from base 1 to 714 and encodes 237 amino acids. Gene Ontology annotation, cellular component: membrane. NCBI's taxonomy places the organism in Eukaryota, Pelagophyceae, Pelagomonadales, Pelagomonadaceae. The record is from RefSeq and is a predicted model, not a curated record. The transcript has a single exon. Gene Ontology annotation, biological process: response to light stimulus; photosynthesis, light harvesting in photosystem I.